AUGCAAGAAAAAUCAAGACUAUUAUCUUUUUCUUCAAAUUCCCGCUCGCCGCACUCUCGCCGUAGCCCAUCAACCCUCCUCACAAAGCGCACCAUUAUCUCGCCAAAAUAUCCUCAAAAAACUCCUACUUUGGUAGAAAAACCCUGCUCGCCUUACGCUUUACCUCCAAAUCCACGACUAAAGAAGAAAAAUUCACAACGAAGCAAUUCUCCAACAAUUUGUAUCAAUGAAGUUAAUCUUCCUUCAGUGCUCACGCCUAAAACUCAAAUUAAUUCAAAUUUUUCUAUAGGGAUUGAUAAUUUAUCACCCAGAUCUCUAUUAAACCCAAGUGAGCGUGAAACUAUGAGAAAAUCAGAGACCUUAAAACAUGUCAAAACUUCUGGCUGUUUUUCUGCACAGCCUUCUCCAAAAAGGUCAGAUUCUGUGACAGAAAUAAGAAAUAUUAGUCCAGAAGCAAUAGAGCUUGAGCUAGAGCUGACUGAAAGAUUAAAAGAGACUAAAUGGCAGGGCUUAGAAGAGAAAAAAAUUAUUUAUAAUACAAUUUUCGAUGAGCUGAUAGAAAAGGACAAAGUGUUCAGCUCGUUAUUAAAAAAAAUCAAGGAUUUCUAUGGAGAGUACAUUGAUGCAGCAAUAAGUAAAAGAAAUAAACACAAUGAUUAUAUAAAAUAUAAACAAACUAUAGAAAUUUUAUCAAAAGAAAACUUGAAAUUAAGCAAAAGUUUGGAUCAUAAAAAUAAAAAAAUAAAAGAAUUAAAAGAAGUAAUUAAAGAAAAAGACAGCGAGCUGGUGGAAGAAAGAGAUUUUGGGAAAACUUUUAAAUGUGAUGAGGGAAAUAUCGGAGAAAUUUCCAAUGAAAAUAAGGGAUUUUUAACAAAACAUAGGCAUUCAGCAUCUGCGCCAAGCAUACAUAACCUUGUGCCAAAGCUAAAUUUGGAGGUUGGAAUAACAAAAGGCUAUCAUGAAGAAUUUAUGGAAAAAGCAAACGAGUUUUCAGUGAGCUGGAGAGAAGCAAUGAAAGAAGGAAGAUAA
Molecule: messenger RNA, 1029 nt
Organism: Blepharisma stoltei
Lineage: Eukaryota; Ciliophora; Heterotrichea; Heterotrichida; Blepharismidae
Source: the annotation of a GenBank genome assembly